Molecule: messenger RNA, 821 nt
Organism: Penaeus monodon (black tiger shrimp)
Lineage: Eukaryota; Metazoa; Arthropoda; Malacostraca; Decapoda; Penaeidae
Product: probable proline--tRNA ligase, mitochondrial
Biological process (GO): prolyl-tRNA aminoacylation
Cellular component (GO): mitochondrion
Molecular function (GO): proline-tRNA ligase activity; ATP binding
Source: RefSeq, a predicted model, not a curated record
AUGGAAGCUAUCUAUCCCACUUUUGAUGAAUCUGAGGAGGCUGCUGUUUCAACGUAUGUGGAAGUGUGCAAAGCUUACGACCGAGUUUUUCAACGAAUUGGAGUUCCAUUUAUCAAAGUGGAAGGUGAUUGUGGGAACAUUGGUGGCAGUUUUUCUCAUGAGUACCAUUAUCCAGCAGCAAUAGGUGAAGACACACUUCUUCUUUGCCAGAAAUGUGGAACUGCAACUAAUGCAGAGCUCUUGACAGAUUCCUCCCAUGUUUGUUCUGGUUGUGGGGAGCACUUGACAAAAACCAUGGGGAUUGAGGUGGGUCAUACAUUCUGUCUGGGAACAAAGUACUCGAAACCAUUGAACUGUUGCUAUCAGAGAAAAGGAAAACCUUCAUUGAUGCAAAUGGGCUGUUAUGGCCUUGGAGUAUCACGUAUUCUGGCUGCAACUGUUGAGGUUUUAUCACAAGGGGAACAGAUCAGAUGGCCCUGGAUUCUUGCUCCAUAUAAAGUGUGCAUCAUUAGCCAAAGCAAAGGCAGUGUCAUGGUGAAUCAUCUGGCACAGGUGAUCAGCAACAUUCCCUCUUUGCAAGAUGAUGUUAUCAUAGAUGACAGAGAAACGUUGACAAUUGGGAAACGUGUUUUGGAAGCCAAGAAGACAGGAUAUCCCAUUAUCAUUGUUGUUGGGAAAAAAGCCUGUGAAUCAGUUCCCUUGUUUGAAGUAAUUAAUGUGGUAAAAGAAUCAACAGAAAAUCUGACCCAAAGACAAGUACUUAAAUACAUUAGAGAAUCCGUAAAGCACUGUAGUGCUUAGUUCAUGAGAGAUGAGCUAUU